ACAUGAUUCCAGUCGGUAACAGAGACCCAGGGCUGCGAGUGAAAAUGUCACUGGCAGACACGGACACAGAGCGUGGGUUCUCUGGCGCCGAGCCUGAGUGCCCUUUCUCGGAGGUAAUUGAACUGAAUGUAGGGGGACAGGUGUAUGUGACACGGCACAUAACUUUGGUCGCUGUCCCAGACUCGCUCCUCUGGACCAUGUUCAGCAAGAAGACUCCAAAGGACCUGGCGCGCGAUAGCAAAGGGCGCUACUUCUUGGACAGGGACGGAUUCUUGUUUCGUUAUAUUUUAGACUACCUACGGGACCUCAACCUGGUACUGCCUGAUUAUUUCCCCGAGCAAAGCCGGCUGCAGAGAGAGGCUGAGUUCUUCCAGUUGCGGGACCUGUCCACGCGCAUCAGCCCCAGGAUGAGAAAGGAUAACUCCAUCAGUAAUGAUAUUUGCCAGAGCGAGACCGAGGAGGGUGCGCUCCAGUGCGGCAUAGGGUCCUCCAGCGGAAUGGAAACUUUGCGCAUGAUGUCCGCAAUGAGCCGCGCCCGCUCCCCGUCUCGGGAGUCCAGAAAGUCAGGGUACAUCACAAUUGGAUACCGGGGAUCGUAUAGUAUCGGUAGAGAUAUCCAAACCGACGCCAAGUUCAGGAGAGUGGCGCGCAUCACGGUGUGUGGGAAAACGUCCCUUGCCAAAGAGGUGUUCUCGGACACUUUGAAUGAGAGCAGAGACCCCGAUCGGCCACCGGAGAGGUACACGUCCCGCUAUUACCUGAAAUUCAAUUUCCUUGAGCAGGCGUUUGACAAGCUGACGGAGGUUGGCUUUCACAUGGUGGCUUGUAGCUCCACAGGCACAUGCGCCUACACUAACAAUGAUCCAAACGAGGAUACAAUCUGGACGAGUUAUAUGGAGUAUGUGUUUUGUCGGGACUAAAAUGUUGAUAUGAUCCCACCCCGGUAGCCGCUUUGAUAUUGAUGUUUACUGACAUUUUCUUUGGUUUAGGCUACUGGUGUAAGUAGGUCUCACGCACGCACGCACGCACUCCUUCCUUCCAGUUAUUUCACAGAUCAGUCAUUAUGCCAGUUAGUGGCAUUGAGCCAAUCUUCAGUAUUGUUUUCUGAAUCCAGUCCUGUUAAAAUGAAACUGAUAGAGAUGAUUAAUGUAAGAGAUCAUUUUGAAUGUCCAAGAAUAAUAGACAUAAAUGUAGUUGUACUUUAUUUUGUAUACUAGACCAUGGAGACCUGUCAUUCAGGGCAGGUGGGGCAGAGCUUGUUAGCAUGUUAAUUUGGCAUUAAUACGUGUCACAUAUCAGUUUGAAAACAAUGUAAAAAAUAAUAAUAAUUGAGUUAAUAAAGCUGCAUACAAACAUGGUCUCUUUUUUGCUUUCUUGAGUAAUGCAGCUCCAAAAUGCAGGUGUUUCAGCCUAGCUCAGCGCUUUCUGUGGUGGUGAGGCAGCCAGCAGAAAAUACAGCGUGUAGGGGUUGGUAAUGUUCUCUAGUUGAACUGGGAUUGGCUCAGUGUUCUGUCACUCACGGGGUCACUACCUCACUGCAAAAUCUAGAGGGAGAGCUCAAAAAUUCAUUGCCCUUGGGUGCUGCCAUAGAUUUACAUUAGAAGUGCCCAUCCAAGAAGGCUCAAGGUCAUUAGCCACAGAUAACAUUAUGUCAAAUCACAUUAUAUCUACCCUAACUUUGAUUGGACUGGUCAUGCCAACAUCAUAUAUCAAAAUCUUAGCAAGCUAAACAACCAGUCAUUCUCAUGAAUGAAAUUGACAAUCUACUGGCAAAUCCUUUUCAUAUGAAGAUAAAUGAUAGAUUAAAUAUAUCGGUGCUCAUCGGCCAUUGUACAUAAACAUUACACAACAAGCUGGAAAUCGCAAAUUCAACAAUGAGUGAUUUGGAAGGAAUCAGUGGCUAACUGCAAGCGUUUCAAAUCAAUCACUAGCCUGCUAUUCAGUGGAGAGGGUGUGUGGGCCAAGUCUGGGUUUAAGAGUCUCUUUUCAAAGCAACACCAUGGACCAGAAAAAGUUAUAUUACAUUGGCCAUGCUGUCAAACCAGCAUCACUUCUACCGCGUUCAAAACAACUGGAAACUUGGAACUGGGUGAUCACAAGCUUCAGUGAAUACAAGACAACUGGGAGUUCUGAAAAAAACGAGCUCUGACUGGGAAAAUGCGCUUUGAACGGUCAUCCAUUCAAGUCGGGAACUGAGGCCUCUUUCUAGAGCUUUGACCUGAAGAUCACUGAUGUCAUGAUUCAACCUUGUUGAGUCUGCAGUUGUCUUGAAAGCACCAUAAAUUCAGAGGAUGUCAGAUAUUGAUGAUGAAGUUUGAUGACAAAAUUUGCCCACAAGAAGGACCGCCAGCCACACCACCUCCCUGUUUAAGUGAGCACAACAAGGAGAAUUCAAAAAUGUCUUGUAUGCUGCUAUAUAAAUUAUGUAAUAUUUCAGGGAGAUAUGUAUACUGUCGCUAAGAAAAUAAUACUAAGUGUAUGUUGUGUAGUAAGCUGUUAGUAGACCAUGUGCCUCACCAUAAUAAUUUGGUCCCUUUCCCCUCUCAUACCUUAGCCUACUGUUCUGACUUGGUGGUGCACAUGUAGGCUAUAACCUGUUUUAGAGAAAUGCCCUCAUCGAAUAUUGUAAGAGCUUUCGUUGUCUGCUUAUAUGCUCCCUUUAUGUAUCCUACGGUUCUGAAUUACGGUACAGGGAGAAUACUGUAAGAAUGGCCCAUGUUCUGAAUUCUGUCGCUGUCCAUUUCAAAAGUGCUGAACAAAUAUUUAUAUUGUGACUAUGUCUGUCUUAGCUCACUCAUUAAUGUCUUCAUCCAAAUUACAGAUGGCCUCUUAUGCGCUCAUCAUUCCCUUAUGCCAUAUUUUGAACAUCUCAAUUGUCAGUAGAAACCACAUUUGUUUAAGCAAGUCAGCCAUGUUUUUAAAAAGGCAGUAAAUGAGGCUGACUUAACCGUUUUAGCUGCCAGACAAGGCUCUGCUAAUAGCCAGGUGUAGCAGUGGUAAGGAUUCACUCCAUGGUGCUGAAAAGAAAGCUCUGCUGUUGGGACAAUUACAAAUUGUGGGUACCAUUUGUCACCAUUAAAGUACAAUUCAUGUAUUGUUUAGUGUAGUGGCUUUGCUGGCAUGCAUCAGCAUAAUUGUUUUGAGUUUGCCCCAUCAAGAUUUACAUGCUAAAAUCGCCACAGAUACUAGAUCUUCUACAGAGCUUAUAUUGACCUGAAAUAUAUACUAGCCUACUAAGAGAAACGCUUCUCUCUGCAGAGCUGACCAAUGUAAACUCCUGUAAUAAUAAUGGUGUUAUAAUGACAUUGCCUGGUCUCACAGGGAUAAAUAAUACAAUCAAAGCAUAUCUUUUUGUUUCUGCCUCGUAUUGCAUGAAAAUGUUACAUUGACUCCAACAGACUCCAGUGAUCUAUAAAGUUAAUACAACAUCGUAUUUAGUUAGCCAUGACAUAACUUUUUUUUAUU
Oncorhynchus keta (chum salmon) is the source of this 3465-nucleotide messenger RNA. Its product is annotated as BTB/POZ domain-containing protein KCTD12-like. The transcript has a single exon. Gene Ontology annotation, molecular function: protein binding. Bases 3 to 920 code for a protein of 305 amino acids. Gene Ontology annotation, cellular component: postsynaptic membrane; presynaptic membrane. The record is from RefSeq and is a predicted model, not a curated record. Gene Ontology annotation, biological process: protein homooligomerization; regulation of G protein-coupled receptor signaling pathway. Lineage: Eukaryota; Metazoa; Chordata; Actinopteri; Salmoniformes; Salmonidae.